Messenger RNA from Aspergillus caelatus, 1181 nucleotides. RefSeq names its product PQ-loop repeat-containing protein. Gene Ontology annotation, cellular component: trans-Golgi network; endosome. Gene Ontology annotation, biological process: phospholipid translocation; retrograde transport, endosome to Golgi. The record is from RefSeq and is a predicted model, not a curated record. The coding region runs from base 280 to 1080 and encodes 266 amino acids. Lineage: Eukaryota; Fungi; Ascomycota; Eurotiomycetes; Eurotiales; Aspergillaceae. The transcript has 4 exons.
GGGUUAUCGAACAAUUUUCUAGCUUUUAGUCCGGCUUUGCUUGGCUCGAUUGACUACGAUUUAUUCUUACUCCAUCAAGAUCCAUCCUCGCAGCCCGAGCAAUUUUUACUAGCCCUGGUUUAUAUCGAGCCCCUAAUCAGCAGUUUCACCUCCGGGGCGUUCCACAAAUCUCCGUCUGUUCACGGGAUAAGACCGGAUACCCGCAGCGACAACUGGGAUUUGUUCUUUUGUCCUUACUCGAGGCUCUGAUAGCGCAUUUGACGACCGACUGACUGCACAAUGUAUCUUGUCUCUCUCGCUCUGGAAUAUGGAGCGCCGUUCUUUCUUAUAACAUCUCCCGUAACCUCCUAUGCGGAUCAAAUUCUCAGUAUUCAUCGGAAUAGGAGUUCCGCUGGUUUCUCGUUGGAUAUACCUCUGAUCAUGCUGGUCGCGUCUAUCUUGAAAGUAUUUUUCUGGUUUGGCGACAACUAUUCUUUUACGCUGCUGGUGCAAGCCGUUAUCAUGAUUGGGGUCCAAAUGGUUAUGCUCAAGGUUGCGCUGGAUAAUCGGCCGGCCCCCGGUGUGAAAAACAGUCUCGAGCACGUUCCGUUCAGUAGUGUCAGUAAUGGCGGCGGACUUACUCGGCCCUAUGACUUCUGGCAGUGGAAGAGCGCAAAGCCGUAUUGGAUGUUUUUGGCUUAUUUCAUUGCUGCGCUCUCAUUUAUCCAGAUCUGCCUAGCUCCAAUUGCUCAGUCCGACUUUUACAUCAACUGCCUCGGAUAUAUCGGUUUGGCUGUGGAGGCUACCCUGCCUCUUCCUCAAAUUAUUGCUAACCAUCUGUCACGGUCGUGCAAAGGAUUUCGUUUGUCGGUUGUAGCCGCAUGGAUCCUCGGUGAUCUGAUGAAACUGAGUUACUUCUUCUGCAGUCAGGAGGUAAUUCCCUGGGCUUUCCGCCUAUGCGCCUUGUUCCAGUGCGUCUGUGAUUUGUACCUCGGGGUACAGUUUUGGAUGUAUUCCAAAGCCUCGUUUGGGGCUGCUGGCAGCCCUAGGGAAUCCAGUGGGAACUGGACUGUUGAGGAGAAAGACAUCCGGAUGACUUAAAUACGUAACGGCCGCUUGCUGUUCCCUGGUGCUUGAUGCACUGUAAAUACUGGGAACCCAGGUAUCUUUCUUUUCUUUUCUUUUCCUUUUUUUUUUUUUUU